This is a messenger RNA of Macroventuria anomochaeta, 1271 nucleotides long. Its product is annotated as NAD(P)-binding protein. The coding region runs from base 175 to 1089 and encodes 304 amino acids. The transcript has 2 exons. NCBI's taxonomy places the organism in Eukaryota, Fungi, Ascomycota, Dothideomycetes, Pleosporales, Didymellaceae. The record is from RefSeq and is a predicted model, not a curated record.
ACGUCAUCCCUCAUAUAUGGGUCGAUUGCUGAUAAGGAUAGCGUGGAAGGACAUUCGUGUGCGACCAAGUUUCGGAAAAGAAGGAACUGCAUCGAACUCCGGACGACUCGACGCUCACGCCACGGAACAUCUACCAACAAUAAUAUCAACGGAAGUCGCAUUAUCACCGCAAUCAUGUUGGGCCGCCAGAACUCAGUCAACUCGACACUCUCGAGGUCAAGCUCGGGAAUCGUUGUACCAAACAUGAACAAGACCGUCCGACCUGGCAUGGAGCGCGCACCCACAAGCAUGGCACUGAACAAGCCACUUUCCAGGCUACGACUCGAUGGCCAGGUUGCUCUUAUCUUUGGCGGAGCCGGAAAGAUCGGUAUCGAGACCGCAGGGCGAUUGCUCGUUGAAGGCGCAACUGUUGCCAUUGUCGACAUUGACCAGCCAGCACUCGAGGGCGCUAUCCCGGUUCUGAGAGCUGCUUUACCAACUGGUGUGCCCAUCGAAUCCCGACUCCUCACCAUUGCUGCAGAUGCGACAAUAGAAGAGGAUGUCGAGGCUUGUGUAAAGAAGACGCUGCAAAGGUUCGACCGACUGGACAUUGCCCUUCUGAACGCCGGUGUACGAGACGAGGCAAAGAGUUUGUUCGACCAGACGGAGGAGGACUACGAUCACGUCAUGUCCGUUAACGUCAAGUCAGCGUUCUUGUGCGUCAAGCACGUUGCGGCAGCAAUGCGUGUCCUUGGAAACGGCGGCUCAAUCAUCUUCAGGUCCUCCAUUGCCGGUCUCCGUGGAUUCCCCGAUCAAGCUGUCUACUCAACUUCGCGUUUUGCUGUCCGCGGUCUCGCGCUAUCCGCUGCCGAGGAACUAGGCCAGUUCAACAUCCGUGUCAACACCAUCCACACCAGCAUCAUCGCCACUCCUGGCUACAAGGAAGGCUGGAGCCCCGAAAACCUUGCAGAAGUCAAGGAAGACACCAACCUCCCACGCUUGGGUCAGCCCGACGACGUGGCGAGCGUAGUCGCGUUCUUGGCCAGCGACGACUCAAGAUUCAUGACCGGAGGCUGCUUGAAGAUUGACGGUGGGUGCGUGAGCUACUAAGAGGAUGUAGUUUUGCGAGAGUUGUUUUCUUCUACGCAUUGAUGGAGUUUAGGACAUGCAUUGCAUGGGGUUCGCAUCUGGCAACACUGCAGAUUGCCAUGGACCAUAGACUUAGACGAUAGACAUGACACGCACUUUAGCAUGCAUUCAAUUAUUCGACACCUAGGCAGUGUCGCAAACAG